CGCAUUCACGUCACUUUAUAGUGCGGCGUGCGUGAAGCAGGUCGCUCUCUCCUCUCUCGAUCGCCCGAUCGAAAACGAAAAUAAUAAUAUCAAACGUGCUCCGCGCACGAGAAAGACAAUAAUAUUAUUGUAAAGAGUACGUAGUCUGUGUAUAGGUACAGUAUUAUUCGCGUGACAACCGUUUGUGCCGUUCUCUCUACCGUGCCACGAAAAUCCACGAAAUUCUUCUACGGAGACGCUGCAAGCACACGAUUUAUAAGAUAGAAAUAAUAGGUACCAUGACGAAUAUCAAGACAGUUUUUGUCACGGGCGGUGCAGGAUAUAUCGGCAGCCAUUGCGUACUGUCGCUGCUGGAAGCCGGUUACGACGUGGUGGCCAUCGAUAACUUCGCAAACAGCGUCGGCAAGGAGCAGACCGCCGCCAGCUUGGACCGGGUUCGCCGCAUCACUGGCAAGGAGAUCGCUUUUUACAAGUGCGACCUGUUGGACGUCCAGCAGCUGGACAGCAUUUUCGACAAACAUAAAUUCGACUGUGUUAUACACUUUGCUGCAGUGAAAUCGGUCGGCGAAUCGAUGAAACAACCUCUCAUGUAUUACAAGAACAACAUAAUAGGCGCAAUGAAUCUUCUGGAGGUGAUGGCCAAUCACGGAUGUUACCAGCUAGUGUUCUCCAGCUCGUGUACCGUUUAUGGGAACCCGUCGUUUUUGCCCAUAACUGAAAGUCACCCAAUUGGCAAUGUCACCAAUGUGUACGGCCGUACGAAAUAUUUCAUCGAAGAGAUACUCAAAGACGUCGUUAACUCCGAGCAAAAAUGGAACAUAGUGAGCCUGAGAUACUUUAAUCCGGUAGGAGCUCAUUCGUCGGGAUUGAUCGGAGAAGACCCAACGACAAACUUUUCAAACUUAAUGCCAUACAUAGCGCAAGUGGCGUUAGGGAAGAAACCCAGGUUGUCGAUCUACGGUGGAGAUUAUGCAACCCCUGAUGGCACCGGUAUAAGAGAUUAUGUUCAUGUCAUGGACUUAGCUGAAGGGCACGUGGCAGCUUUAAAAAAAUUACAAUCAAAGCAUGCACAUUUACAGAUUUAUAACUUAGGAAGCGGGCAAGGAACUUCUGUAUUGGAUUUUGUAAAAACCUUUGAAAAAGUAACAGGUGUCAAAGUACCAUAUACAAUUGAAGCACGCCGCGAAGGUGACAUAGAAUCAAUGUAUGCCAAUUGUGAUUUCGCAAAAGUUGAUCUUGGUUGGACAGCUAGAUAUACCUUAGAAGAUAUGUGUAGAGACUUUUGGAAAUGGCAAACCAUGAAUCCAAAUGGUUACAAGUCAAAUGAUACAGCAAGUAUGAAUGGUAAAGCAGACAGACAUUAAAUUACCUUUAUUGUUUAGAAUGAUGGUCAGUGUAAUAUGAUCUUUUUUUUGUUUGCCCAUACUAAUAAACAUUUGUCAUUUUUAAA
Rhopalosiphum padi (bird cherry-oat aphid) is the source of this 1450-nucleotide messenger RNA. Its product is annotated as UDP-glucose 4-epimerase-like. Lineage: Eukaryota; Metazoa; Arthropoda; Insecta; Hemiptera; Aphididae. The transcript has 6 exons. Gene Ontology annotation, biological process: beta-D-galactose catabolic process via UDP-galactose, Leloir pathway. Gene Ontology annotation, molecular function: UDP-glucose 4-epimerase activity. Gene Ontology annotation, cellular component: cytosol. The record is from RefSeq and is a predicted model, not a curated record. Bases 279 to 1364 code for a protein of 361 amino acids.